This is a messenger RNA of Yamadazyma tenuis ATCC 10573, 4359 nucleotides long. Lineage: Eukaryota; Fungi; Ascomycota; Pichiomycetes; Serinales; Debaryomycetaceae. The record is from RefSeq and is a predicted model, not a curated record.
AUGAGACUUCCAGGCAACAUCGUGGUGUUGCUUGUGGCAUUGUUGUAUUUGCCAUUUGCAGAGGGGAAAUUCGAGCCCAAAAUCUCCGUGAAUAGAGAAUCACUGGUGGCACAAGAGUAUCUAUACUUGGAAGAUUCUCCCAAUGUAUUGGUGUUACGAGACUUGAAAGUCUCAAUUUCCACCGACAGAGGCAAUAAAUGGGGCCCUGUGAAAGGAAUUGACGACAAUGACUCCAUCUUCUUCUUACAAAGAAAUGCAUUUGAUUCCUCUAAAGUCUACGCUUCUACUACCGGGAAAACCCACUACUAUAGUCUGGAUAAAGGGCUUUCGUGGAAGAAAUUUGAGAUACAAAUCAAGGAAGGCUUCGACAUUGUGGAGCCCCCACGGUUCUUACCCAAUUUCAAAGAUCCUGCCAAGGUGAUGGUGGAAUACAUUCAAUGCGCGGUGGUGAGAAACGACAAGUACAACUCUAAGUCCAAAGUGACACUUUUGGUGUCCAAAGACGGAGAAACGUUCAACGCGGCCGACUUGCAGUCGGAGGUGGCGUACGGUGCCAUGAACUUCUUGCCCUCUUCUGCCCUGGGUUUGUUUAUUUCUGUAACCCCUUUCACGAACUUUCUUUCAAUGGGUAGCUACUCAACAGUGUAUGCUUCUGACUCUUCCGGUUUAAGAUUCAAGAAGGUAGCUGAAAACGUUGCCAAUCAGGAAUUCGAGAAAAUUCAAACCAUUGAUGGUGUUUGGUUGUCGGAUGUUUUUGGUAAGGAUUCGAAGGACACUAAAGACAAACCCUCUCUUAUUGAUUUGAUUAUGGGUGGUGGGGCCGACAAAGACGUGAUUUCGCAGAUUUCCUUCAACGAUGGUAAGGACUGGAACCCGUUGAAGGUGGACGACGAAUCUUGUACUGGAGAUGACUGCUCUUUGCACUUGUUGACCUCGAGUCAAAUGGACGGGGAAGGGAAGUUUGUGACUGGCCCAACUCCAGGUAUUGUAUUGGGAGUUGGAAACACCGGCAAGAAACUAGAUCACGGGUUUGAGCACAUGAGAACGUUCAUUUCCCGUGAUGGAGGGGCUUCGUGGAAACAGGCCCUUGAUAAACCGUGUAUGUACUCGUUUGGAGACUUGGGAAAUAUCAUCGUGGCCCUUCCGUACUUUGGAAAGAAACAAGGCAGCACCAACACACUUUACUACUCUCUCGACCAAGGUUUGAGCUGGGAUAGUAAGGAGUUGGAUGUGGCUUUCUUUCCGCUCUCUGUAUCCACAACCGUUGAUGGAACUGGUACACAUUUCCUCAUCACUGGGUUAAUUGACAACACUCCAGAAAAGACUGGAGACUAUGACUUCAGCGAAGUGUUGUACUCGUUGGAUUUUAGUGAAGCCUACGACAAAAAGUGUCUGAAGGAUGACUUUGAGCAGGUCUACGCCAGAGUGGCUGCCGACGAUAAGAAGCCUUUGUGUAUGUACGGACACCGUGAGAAGUUCAAGAGAAGAAAGGCAGAGUCUAAAUGCUUUGCAGCUACUCUUUACGAAGAUGUCACUGUUUAUGACGAAUCUUGUGACUGUUCUGACCAGGACUUUGAAUGUGCUCCUGGAUUCAAGGUUUCUAAAAAAGGUGGAUCCUGUGAACCCGACAAGAAAGUCAUUGGAGAAAUGUGCCGAACCCAGAAAGUGAAAGAGUUAAGCCUUCCUGACAAAGUGUUAGCAGAUGGAAACGAAUGUAGUAUUGGCAAGAAGUCGUUCAAGCAGUUUAUUUCCGAGCACAAAUUGAAGUGUUCCGACUACAUCGACAAGGACGACAAGGAUAAGGAUAAGAGCAAGAAGAUUGAGGUUUCUAAGUUUUCUUUUGAAGGAAAGAUGACCGAGUACACUUACUUUGAACAAGGUGAUGAUUACAGAGGUGAAAACAUCAUUGUCAGAACUUCUGAUAACAGACUCUACGCAUCCAGAACUGGAGGUACGAAGUUUGUCAAGGCUCCAAUGUAUGAGGAGGUUUUGGCGUAUUUCAUGGGCUCUGUUCCUGGUCAAAUUGUUUUGGUAACCAAUUCCGAAAUCUUCUUUGUGUCUACUGAUGCUGGGAACUCGUACAUGCGGUACAAAGCGCCUUCUCGUUUGAGUGCUCAGAAUCCAUACGUUUCUUUUCAUAAAGAGUCGGUUGAUCAAUUCAUUUGGUACGGAGCUAAUACUGAACUAGGGUGUGGAGAUAUCUUCCUGGACAACUGUAAGUCCACUGCUUACAUUACAACCACCGGAGGUGAAAUAUUUACUACAUUGAGAGAGGAUAUUGUCAAGUGUGACUUUGUGGGGCCAAUCUUGAAAGAAGCCGAGAAGAGUGAAAAUUUGAUCUUCUGCUCGGUGAUUGACAAAGAAUCCAAACAGCUUAAGUUGGUGUCAACAACUGACAACUUCAAGACCGAAAAGGUGUUAGCCAAAGGCAUUGUGGGAUAUGCCAUCUCCGGUAACUACGUUAUUGUUGGUGCUGUGGAUGACAAAGAAGGUACCUUAACGGCCAUGGUAACUGUUGACGGAUCGACCUUUGCUAAAGCAGCUUUUCCUCGUGAUUUGAACAUCGACAUCAAACAGGCUUUCACUGUUUUGGACGCUGCUACCGGUUCCAUAUUCAUGCACGUAACCACCCAGUCGAAAAAGGGAGAUGAAUAUGGCGCUAUCUUGAAGUCAAAUUCCAAUGGAACCUCGUAUGCUUUGACGUUAGAUCAUGUCAACCGUAAUACAGUUGGAUUUGUGGACUACGACAGGAUUCAGGGAAUUGAAGGGAUUUUGGUUGCAAACGUUGUUUCCAAUUACAAAGAAGACUCGGAAAAAAAGCUAAAGACGAUGAUUUCCCAUAACGACGGAGGAGAGUGGAACUAUAUCGAGCCUCCCACUGUCGAUUCAAAGGGCAAGAAAUAUAAGUGUGGUGGUAAGACAAUCAAGGACUGUUCGCUUAACUUGCACAGUUUCACUGAGAGAGCUGAUUACCGAGACACCUUUUCUUCACCUUCGGCAAUUGGAAUUAUGAUUGGAAUUGGAAACGUUGGAUCUCAUUUGACUAAAAAGAGCACUGGAGAUACGUUUUUAACUCGUGAUGGAGGUUUGACUUGGAAAGAAAUCAAAAAGGGUGCUUACAUGUGGGAGUAUGGUGACAGAGGAAGCAUUAUUGUGUUGGUAAAAGACGGUAAGACAAACGAAUUGUCGUAUUCUUUAGAUGAAGGAAAGAAGUGGAUCAACUUCAAGUUUGCCGACGAUGAAGUGGAUAUCAAAGACUUGGCAACGGUUCCAAGCGACAACUCGAGAAAGUUCAUUGUGUUUGCUGAAAAGGAUGCAGACAGUGUUGCCUAUACCAUCGACUUUACCGACAUUCACCAAAGACAGUGUCAAUUGGAUUUGGAUAAUCCCAGCAAUGAUGAUUUCGAAUACUGGUCGCCAAAACAUCCCAACGGAGUGAACGACUGCUUGUUUGGGCACGAAGCCAAAUACUUGAGGAGAUCCUCAUCUCACACCGACUGUUUCAUUGGAAUGGCCCCAUUGAGUGAGGGUUUCAAGGUCACUAAAAACUGUUCUUGUACCAGACAAGACUAUGAAUGCGAUUACAACUACUUUAGAGAUGGCGACAACACCUGUAAGUUAGUCAAGGGAUUAUCACCUUCGGAUCACAAGAAGGAAAUGUGCAAGAAUGAUGCGUUCCAGUACUUUGAACCCACCGGGUACAGAAAGAUCCCCUUGUCAACCUGCCAGGCUGGUAAACAAUUUGAUGCAUUUGUGCCACAAGCUUGUCCCGGAAAAACCAAACAGUUCAACGAGUACUACGGAAGAGAUGUGGGCAUUGGUAAGCUUCUCUUGAUCAUUGGUAUACCUUUGGCGGUGUUCAUAUUUGCAACCUGGUUUGUGUAUGAUAGAGGAAUUCGCCGAAACGGAGGAUUCAAGCAGUUGGGACAAAUCCGGUUGGAUGACGACGAGUUGGACUUCCACCCCAUUGAAAACAACCUGGUGGACAAGGCCGUCAACUCUGUUGUCAGAGGAGGUAUUUUCGCUGUGGCAGUGGUGAUUGCAACUUUCAAGACCUUGAGAAAAGUUGACAAAGCCAUAUUUGAAAGAGUGGUCUCGCAGGUGUUUGGCGGAGGUGCUGGUCGGCGGAACUAUGUGAGUGUUCCUGACAUCGACAAUGAUGAAGAAGAGUUGUUCGGAAAUUUUAGGGACAACUAUGAUGAUGAAUUGGAACACGGAGAUACAGAGGAUUUCCAUCAGCAGUUUUCCGACAACCUCAACGAGGACAAUGGGUUUGACAACGAGCCGGCAGAGAUCGACUCGGAUGCCCGAUUGUUUGAUAUUGAUGAUCAAAGCGAUGAGGAACCCAGUUUGAAGUAG